Messenger RNA from Caenorhabditis sp. 36 PRJEB53466, 963 nucleotides. Lineage: Eukaryota; Metazoa; Nematoda; Chromadorea; Rhabditida; Rhabditidae. The record is from the annotation of a GenBank genome assembly.
AUGUUUUUUGUUUUCAACAAUGAAACGAGUCAGUUUCUGAGUGUACUGCUUACUUUUCUGGUGAGUAUCUUCUUCUUUCCAGACACAGAUUCCUUUCGAAUCUCUUUUAGACUUGCGUCCUAUUCGGAGGUUGCGCCAAAAAAUCGCGGCGAACAAUUGAGAAGCCAGUGGAAGAGCCGCACGUUUCGGAGCCGCCCGCCUACGAUGAAACGCAGGAGAACCUGCAGACGGCCGAGAUGAAAGAGGACGAUUUCGCGAACGUCCGACUUCUGACGCCGAUGCUUCCGGGCGGGUGCAACGAUGAGAACGCGGCGAAGGAGGCGGCGAGCCGGCACAAAUCCAAUCAAUACUUUCCGAAUCUCGAGGUUCAGUCCAGGAAGAUUGUGAACGAUACGACCCCGGAGGAGCUGAGGAGGAUGGUGGACGAGUUGCCGCCGCAUCCGCCGCAGAGAAUCAGAUCGGAUUCAAAGGAACCGAGUCUCGAGGACAGGAUUGCCAAGUGGAAGGAGUAGGGAUCUCGGCGGAUUUGACAAUAAAACUUUAUAUUUGUUGUUUUAGUGUCCACGUGGCUUUCCAUGACGUAGGAAUCGUGUACAUGGUGAGAAGUGUGGAUGCGUGCCGAUCGAAGGACGACGGACCGGGAGAUACAAUCGACAGUCCGAGCAGAGGGGAGGAGGAAGAGGAGAAGGUGAUCGGGGAGAAAUGCACUGCGCUGAUCUCAUUUUGCAGAUCAACUCGGAAUUGCCAAUGUCAGAGAACAAGAACGAGAGCAAUGUUCGGAGCACUCCGAAAGUGGAGAAUAAAGAGAAGCCGGCGGUAUCGGCACACUCAUCGAAGAAUCAAGUGAAAGAGCCCAAGUUGGCGGCCACCCAAGAGGAAACCGUCAACGAAGGGAAGACGCCGAAAGUCAUGAAGGUUCCAUCUGUUCGUCAGGCGGAAUCGAUCAAGUCUGUGAACCUUUGA